AUGACUUUCAAUUUCGGUCACAAUGUCUCAGCCCAACAGCUGGCCGACAUCCUACCCAACGGCGUCGCCAUCCUCACCCACCGACAUGAAUUGGUCUCCGUAAACCGCCGGUUCCGCGAACUCAUCCCUUGCUCCAAUGCCAGCUUCUCUGAGUGCUGGCUACGAUCAGUCCACCCCGACGACUAUGAACGGGUGUCUACGGGGUAUCGCGAAGUCGAGAAAUCCAAAGGACCACUACGCCUCGAAUACCACACCCGCGAUCCGGACUCGAUAUGGUGCGUCAUGACGUUGGAUCGGUUGGAUGAUAAAGAUGUACAAUGUUUCGGGUUAGGUGAUGGAGGGCUAUCGAUCUGCACAAUUGCCGAUAUCACCCCUGAGAAAAAGGCCGAGCUGUUGCAGAGACAAGCUGCAGAAGAGGCACAGGAACGAAAGAAGCAACAAGAGCGAUUCAUCGAUAUGAUCAGUCAUGAAAUUCGCAACCCGCUUUCCGCGAUACUACAUUGUACGGAAGAUAUUCAGGAGGCUAUCUACAAUAAGAAACCCGAACAAAUCUCGAUCAUGAGCAUUACCGAAGCAGUCGAGACGAUCAGUCUUUGUAUCACACAUCAAAAAAAGAUCGUCAACGACGUUCUUACCUUUUCAAAACUUGACGCAUCCAUGCUCUCACUAUCACCGCGCAAAGUUCAGCCCAAGCGACAUCUUACCACCCCACUGGCAAUAUUUCGCCCCGAGCUCCGAAAGCAGAAGAUCAAGUUUGAAUACAAGGUUGACGUUUCCUAUGCUAAAUGCGGCAUUGAUUGGGUCACGGCAGAUCUGGAUCGCAUGGGGCAAGUUCUGAUCAACAUCCUCUCGAAUGCUAUCAAAUUCACUGCCAAAUCAGAGAGUCAGCGAUCGAUCCGAGUCUCAAUGGGCGCUUCGAUAGGCCGACCACCUUCGUACCCCCCAAAUAUCGUAUUUUUCGACUCGUGCGAAGCAUCCCUACGCAAAGACGCAACAAACACCUCUGAAUGGGGACAUGGAGAAAUUGCAUAUAUCAUGGUCGCCGUCAAGGACUCCGGCAUCGGAAUCACCGAGAAGGCCCAAAAACGACUUUUCGAACGCUUCAACCAAGCAACUCCCAAGACUGAGAGCAUCUACGGUGGCUCUGGGCUUGGACUGAAUGUAUGUAGGAAACUAUGCCACCUGCAUGGAGGUGAAAUUGGCGUGAGCUCCAAAGAAGAUUGCGGGAGCACUUUUGGCUUCUUUUUCAAAGUGCGCCGAACGAAAGGUCCGAUUGAUGGAGAGCAUGGCAACGUUCAAAUAUCUGGAAUCGAUAAACUCUGUUUCGAUAUUCAAACGAUGGGGAAUGAAAUGAGCGGAAUCAACAAGACAACAGAUGAGCCCCAAAUUUCAGAAAAUCCCCCUGAGGCUAAAGUCUGGGAAGCAGCGCCUGGUGCACCAGAUGACCAAGCUACAACACGCACCCGCAGUCUAGCUUGUGAGGCCUCACAAGAUCAGGCCAAACGGGAGAAACAGAAUUCCAUCCCCGGCCAUGGCCAAGUGACACAACAUGGCGAUGGUCAACGUAUUCUCUUGGUCGAAGAUAAUGUCAUCAACAGGCGAAUCAUAUCACGCAAGCUAGACACACUGGGCUUUGAUAUAUCAGAAGCCAGCAACGGCCAAGAAGCCGUGGAUGCGAACAGGGACUCUACCUUUGAUUGUAUUCUCAUGGAUCAGCAGAUGCCUGUGAUGGACGGUAACUGUGCAACAAGAGCUAUCCGAGAUAUUGAAAAAGAAACCGGAGGGCAUGUCCCCAUUUUGGGAGUGACAGCUAAUGCCAGACAGGCACAGCAGGAGGAAAUGCUUGGUGCUGGAAUGGAUGAUGUUAUCCACAAGCCAUAUGGGACGCAUGAGCUUGUUGAGAAGAUAAACCAUAUGGUUUCCAAAGAAUCGAAAUGGGGAAUGUAA
Molecule: messenger RNA, 1947 nt
Organism: Penicillium paradoxum
Lineage: Eukaryota; Fungi; Ascomycota; Eurotiomycetes; Eurotiales; Aspergillaceae
Product: CheY-like superfamily
Exons: 1
Coding region: 1-1947 (648 amino acids)
Biological process (GO): phosphorelay signal transduction system; protein autophosphorylation
Molecular function (GO): phosphorelay sensor kinase activity; histidine phosphotransfer kinase activity
Source: RefSeq, a predicted model, not a curated record